UUCCAUUUUUGUUUUGUUUUUUAACCUCCCCCCAAUUACUCUCUUUCUUAAAUCGCACUCAAAAUAUGAAAUGCUUCCGUCACUUUCACUUUCAGCUAAAAGGGACAUGAAUGUAUGGCGUGAAAGGUGAAACCCAAAAUGCCUUUGCUGUUCAAAAUCUGUCAUUAAAGAACCCAAUUUCUGGGGUGGGUUCAUAGGCUUGAUUUUACUGCUUUCUUCUCGUUUCUCUUCUAAUCCGGCCUUUGAAGCGAAUCAAAUGGGGCUCUUUUGAAUAUCAAAAGGACGGAAUUAAGAUCAGAUGGAAGAGCAAUGUGAUUUUCGACAAUGGGAUGAACUGAUCCCUGAUGCAUUGGGGCUAAUUUUCAGCAACCUGUCCUUACAAGAGAUACUAACAGUCAUUCCCUGUGUCUGCAAAUUCUGGAGAACGGUAGUGAUGGGUCCCUAUUGUUGGCAAGAGAUAGACAUUGAAGAAUGGAGCAAUGGAUGCCAACCGGACCAUCUUGAUAUGAUGCUUCGAAUGCUCAUCACUAGAAGCAGUGGAUCUCUUCGCAAGUUAUGUGUUUCCGGCCUUCAGAAUGAUACGAUUUUCUCUUUCAUUACAGAGAAUGCUGGUUCCCUUCGGUCUUUGCGACUGUCGAGAAGUGAAAUGAGUGAUUCAGUUGUUGCACAAACUGCUGGAAGGCUUUCCUCAAUCACUUGUUUGGAUUUGAGUUACUGUGGUAAAAUUGGUGCUCAUGCUUUAGAGGCCAUUGGAAAGCACUGUAAGUUGCUAGUUAGUUUGUGCCGCAACAUGCACCCGCUAGAUGCAGCAGGCAAACUCUCACAGGAUGACGAGGCGAAUGCCAUAGCUGCUACGAUGCCUAGGCUCAAGCGCCUCGAGAUGGCUUAUCAUCUUAUCAGCACCGCAAGUGUUCUGAAAGUCCUAUCCGGCUGUCCCCAGCUUGAGUUUUUGGAUUUAAGAGGUUGCUGGGAUGUGAAACUCGAUGAUCAAUUUGUGAAGGAAAAGUUCCCAAAAUUGAAGGUUCUGGGACCUCUGGUCAUGGACUGCUAUGAGAUGGGUGAAUGGGAUGAUUGCUCGGACUUCUCAGACAGUUUCGAGUAUUUGGCCUGGGAGUUUGAAAUGGGCAACUAUGACGAGGAUGACGAUGAUGACAUUUAUGAUGAAAUGUGGCAUGGUGAAGGAAGACUGGAGGAACUUGAACUGAGAUUCUAUGAAGGAAUCGGUGGUGAUGCCGGAAUGUUAGGUUGGCCACCAUCUCCUUAGGU
Hibiscus syriacus is the source of this 1266-nucleotide messenger RNA. RefSeq names its product F-box protein FBW2-like. NCBI's taxonomy places the organism in Eukaryota, Viridiplantae, Streptophyta, Magnoliopsida, Malvales, Malvaceae. The transcript has 4 exons. The record is from RefSeq and is a predicted model, not a curated record. Gene Ontology annotation, molecular function: protein binding. Bases 299 to 1264 code for a protein of 321 amino acids.